AUGCCACCAUUCACCGUCGAGGGAGCUUCGUCACCAUCCACUGUCGAGGAGCGUCCUGAGUUGAAGUUAUCCUCUCACGGGAGGAAGGUGCAUAAUUUAGGCAGGCCUGUCCCUUCCAUUGAGGGGCUAGUUGUUGGGACAGGACUAAGUCCUCUGAUCGCAUGUUCAAUACACACUGGUGAUCGGGGACUUUUAUCGUCGUUUGUCGAAUGGUGGCACCGGGAGACUUCUAGUUUCCAUCUUCCUGUGGGAGAGGUGGCGAUCACACUGGACGACGUUGCGUCUCUUUUGCAUCUGCCCGUGGUUGGUGACUUGCAUGCCUUUCAGCCCUUGCACGUGGAUGAUGUGGUACAGAUGUUGGUGGAGUUAUUAAUGGUCUCUGCAGAGGCUGCCAGGGCUAAGACAGGGCAGUGUCGUGGACCGUAUGUACACCUGCAAUGGGUACGUGAUAUCUAUGAGCGUCGAUGCCAGAGUGCAACCCAUGUUCAUGUUGUGUUUCUGGAGGCCCUUCAUGACCUCAGUCAGACUGGGAGGUAUGCCUGGGGAGUAGCUACGCUGGUGCAUAUGUACGACCACCUAAAUGAUGCUUCUAUCAGCACCAGCCGACAGCUUGGUGUGAUGGAUAUCGAGCACUUUCCCUCAAUCGCAAAGUCCACUGCUGAUCCAGACUACGACGAGGAUUCACCGUGUGCUUAUAGGUGGAUUGCUACGAAGAAGACCGUGAAGAGCAUGCGUACACCGACGUACAGGGAGUGCCUGGACUGA
Glycine soja is the source of this 765-nucleotide messenger RNA. Its product is annotated as protein MAIN-LIKE 1-like. The transcript is spliced from 4 exons. Gene Ontology annotation, biological process: meristem maintenance; meristem development. Lineage: Eukaryota; Viridiplantae; Streptophyta; Magnoliopsida; Fabales; Fabaceae. The record is from RefSeq and is a predicted model, not a curated record. The coding region runs from base 1 to 765 and encodes 254 amino acids.